This is a messenger RNA of Larimichthys crocea (large yellow croaker), 5101 nucleotides long. Its product is annotated as fibroblast growth factor 6. The record is from RefSeq and is a predicted model, not a curated record. Gene Ontology annotation, molecular function: growth factor activity. Lineage: Eukaryota; Metazoa; Chordata; Actinopteri; Sciaenidae. The transcript has 3 exons. Bases 1048 to 1671 code for a protein of 207 amino acids.
ACUGAAGUCAAACUACUAAACUUUCAUGUACUGACAGAGGUGUCCUCUCUCUUUGCAUACAGUCUCCUGAGAUAAAUCUCAUUCACCCAUUCACUAAUUCAUUCACACACCAAUUUCAGGUUUGGUAUCUUCAACAUGCUGACCGGGGGAGCUGGGGAUCGUACUACCAAUCAUUUGAUUAGUGCACGAUCUGCUCUGCCUCCUGAGGCAAAGUUAAGACGUGCUGUGUGCGCUCCACCACUUGUCUGUUUGUUUUAUCAGAGACACACUGAGAACCAAUGCUCCUGUUUUUACUAUUUUAAGUCACUCCUUUUCUUCUGGGUGUUAAAUGUGAACACAAAGUGUCCUAACGUGGCUUCAGAAGCUGCCUGUUCAGCUCCAAAACUCACUGGCACGGACUUUAGUCUCAGGUGGUGUUAUAUUCCUUCAUUUGCUGUUUUGAUAGUGAGCUUCAGCUGGCCUGCACUUUAGUGUGAGUGCAGGUGAGUGCUUUAUUGUGAAAAGCAGCACAGGAAGCUCUUGUUCUCAUGCAGUCUGGCUUGUUUGCCGCUGAUGUGAAGGUGCAGCACCCCCCAUCAUUCCUAUCAGAGCUGCUGCUGCUGGGGUCCUGUAACUCUCUCUCUCUCUCUCUCUCUCUCUCUCUCUCUCGCUCGCUCUCCUCCUUCCUCCUCCUCCUCUUCCUCCCUCCACCUCCUCCCAUCUCCCACUUUUGAUGGGGGGGUGCAGCGGUGAAGUCACAGUGAUGUCAUUUUAGGAUGUGAGAGUCGGGCAAGGUGAGCUGGUUUUGCGGUGAGUGGUGUCCCCUCCACGGCCAGCGUUGCCUGUACAGAGGCGCGGAGCGGCGAAAGAUGAUCAUCGCCACCGGCACCAAUUCAAGCUCCGACGCGCUCUGUCCCUCUCCUCCUGCUCAGAUCUCGGGCUAUGGGGCCUUGAUCUGCCUUGAUCCCAAACUAAGCCUUUACCACCACCAUGCCAAAGGACAGAACAUAAGAAGAGUUGCAUUUUUAGGGCAGGUAACUUUGACCACGUGCCCCAAAGGUAAACUGGAUGGCCAUUGCGCAAAGGUGCCUCUACAGUAUGUCCAGCGGGGCCAGGACGCACUGGACGCUGCCAGCAGUUAUUGUACUGUGGACUUCUCUCUGGGGGAUCGCCUCAUCUUAUCCGAUUCCGAGCAGGACUAAUGCGACUUUAUUGGAAAAGAAGUGGGAGACCCUCUUCUCCCGCUCCUAUCUGGGUAUAAACGGGGGGAAAUCGGAGCUGAACUGGGAGAGUGACUAUUUGCAGGGCAUCAAAAGAGUGCGACGACUGUACUGCAACGUGGGCAUUGGGUUUCACCUGCAGGUGCUCCCGGAUGGCAGGAUAAGCGGUGCACACAAUGAGAACCAAUACAGUCUAAUAGAGAUCUCCACCGUGGACCGAGGAGUGAUCAGCUUGUUCGGAGUGAGGAGUGAGCUGUUUGUCGCAAUGAACAGCAGGGGAAGGUUAUACGGAACGAGAGUCUUCGUGGAUGAGUGCAAGUUCAAGGAGACUUUGCUGCCCAACAACUACAACGCCUAUGAGUCUUUUGUUUACAAGGGCUUCUAUAUCGCCCUCAGCAAGCAUGGCCGCGUAAAGAGAGGCAACAAGGCCACCACCGCCAUGACUGUCACACAUUUCCUCCCGCGGCUAUGAGAGAAACUGGCAAUAACUCAGUAAUUUGCACAUGUGGAUGUUCUUCCAGGUAACAUAGAAAUGCAUAGUCAUGAUAUACACACACCGACGGACUGCGAGAGAAAACACAAAUAUUUAUUCUGUUUAUAUAUAUGUAUAUUUGGAUAGCUAUCUUUGUAUAUGUACUGUGCUGCUUAUUGUUUUUAUGGACGGGGAGAGUUGAAGCCUUUGCCUGUCUCACUUUACCUUGGUGCUUGCUGUAACUGAACUACGUGUCACUUCCUUUUUUGAGAUGGAGGAUGAGCUAUAUCCUGUGCUUUUAAAGAGUGAAAUGAAUACUUUUUAUUACCUCAAAGAACCACUUUACUAGAUUAAGGGAUGCAUGGACUUCUGCUCAAAUAUCUGCUAAGUUUAUCAUUUCUUUCAAACCUUUGAGCGCUUGAUGGCUCCCCGCUCGAUUAUCGAUGUCCGGCAAUUGGGGAGGGAGGGUCGGGGUGGGUGGGGUGGGGAUUUAAAUGCACUACCUUUGCUGCACGAUUUAAAGGUGCCUUGGUGUUCCCACUUGUGGCCCCCUUAAACUUGCAUGUAAGAGACACCCGCUGGAGUCAGAAAUAGGGCUGACACUCCGGAGAGGGCCUCAGAGGGGGGGUGGGGUUUGACUAUCUCUGGUUUAUUUUCUUUUCUGUAAUUAGAUCGAUUAAGUAAUAUACAAUCUGUGGUCGAGACCAGAGAGCGGUGAGCCAUGGAGGCUGGCACGAGGCCAUGAGUUUGACUGUGUGGCAUCGCCAGCGAAUAAACAGGGUGGAACACUUAUCUAUCCGAGCAUGGAGAACAUUUUUGUUUGAACCUGGCAAGAAAGGAUAGAUCUGCGAGUGCACAGGAAUGAAAUGUACCUGCACAUUGUCUUGGACAGAGUUUCUGCAGUGAAGCGGGUUCGUCGUUUUGUUUUGUUUUGUUUUUUUUUGUUUUUUGGAACCGCAAAGCUUUUAGCUGCUGCUGGAAAUGAUGUCUAACUUGUCCUUGAAAACCAAUGAAAACGUGUAAAUAGUCGCUAAAUGUUAAAAGAAGAAUUCAGGAGCUUUUUGAACGCUGCUUCGUCGCAGUUGCCUGAACGAGGCAAAAAGAGUUCAGGAUGCACAGAUAACCAUCGACGAUGGUGCCUAAAUGUUUUUGGUAAGAAUCGUUCCCACGUGUUUGUUCGUGUCUCUUUUUGAUUCAAUCUUUGUGUGUGUGUGUGUGUUCGGUGGAGUAUGUGCGUCCCCCCCCCCCCCCCCCCCCCCGCUUUGUCUGUGUGCUCUGCAGCAGCACUGCAGUGGCAGCAAGGUUUUUAGGAGAUGGAGACAGAUAGUUUUAAAUGUAAUUAGGGAUGAGUAAAUCGGGCGGCCUGAUGGACUGGAGGACAGUGCAGUUUGGUGGACUGGAUGCACGCUAUAAGAAAUAUUGUUGAGUUCAGCUUGAUUUUAAACAUGUUGCGGGCGUAAAGAGAGCACUUGGGUGUUCAUAAAGCUGAAGACGAACCAUGCUUUGUACACUUACUAAUAUAGAGUUAAUAUCUUGUUACCUAUCCACAGUUUCCGAGUCUUACAGCGUGCAUCUGCCUGCGUACCUGCUUCUGCAGCUGUUUUCUAGAAAACCCUGAUCCUUGCUCCGCCAUCAGCCUCCAUCCGUUCUUGCGUUUCGAGAGGAAGCAGGACUAUUUCAAUCCAGGAAAAGACACAUGCGAGGGAGCCGGCCUGCUGUCUUUGUUGUUUGUCAAACCCGCUGGAGGAAUGUGGAUCUGCCAGGAUGACAGGCAGCCACCCACAUACCUGAGUGGCUCCCCCCUACUGAGCUCUGUCACCCCCAACCACCCACCUCUGCCUGUCCCUUACCCCCCUCACCCACUUGCAGGCAGGGACCUUGGGAUUCCAGCUGUAACCCAGGAGCUUCCUCCUCUCCUUUCAGCCUUUUUUAGUUCAAGGUCAGAGUCACAGACCAGCCUUGGCCCCAACCCCAGUGGCCAGGGUGGUCGGCUAUAUAGGUCGUACUGUUUCCAUGAAAUAGGAAUUUGAAGUAUCUUUUUGACACAGAAAACACUUUAUUUUACGCUUGAACACUAUAAUUUAUUGAAUGGAUGACCCCGAGAGUUGCUCUCCAACUGACUGGUAUCUCUCGUAGUUCCUCGCGAUCUGCAACAUUUUUUUAAAAACGACUUCCCUUUUCUGGAUUUAGAAAAGGGAAGUCGUCACACCUCUUUAAAAUGCAGCUCAUGCUGUUCCCUCCCUUUUCCAAGUACUUGUGUUGGGAUAUUUCUGGGGAGGGGACAUCUGCAGAGUUAAUGCAGUGUGUGAGGAGCAGAGUCACGCAGAGCCUCACCUCUCCUGCUGCACUCCGAGCCAUCCUCAGGAUGUGCCCUCUGCUGCUGCUUCAGCUUCAGCUUCAGCUUCAGCUUCAGCUGCUGGGCGCUGCCACGACCCCGAACACCUUCCACCACCACCAUGCACUGACACAGUAUCACCUGCUGCUCAACUGUGUGACGCACAGAUCGAUUUCACAACAGUAUUUUUUUCUCACAGAUUAAUCUCUCGCUCUUUUAUGUUCAGAGGACUUUGUUUUGUUGUUGCAAGACGCAGCACGGCAGAGCAAAUAUCGGGAGCUUGGCUCACACUGAGAGACUUGUUGCUGCUGUAGAUGAGGCUGCAUGGAAAAAAAUUUCUUGUAGGGAAGAAAAUAAUCAUCGUUUCUGGCUGAAGUAGCGUACAAAAUCCACGGUUUCAGCGUUUUCGGCUGAGGAAGGUGUGGAAGUGAACUUUGCGCAUGCACAGCGAUGAGCACUCGUCUCUAGCAGCACCUUAUUAAUAACAUCUUGAUUAUUAAUUAGUCUAAAAAGGGAAUUUUCUUUUUUUUUCUGUCAUGAAAUAGAGCCCAACAGAGGGACGGUCUGUGUCUAAAACAAAAAGCUCACCUUUCAGCUUUGACCAAAAGAAAUGUAUCCAGAUUUAUCUGUCGCCUCUUUUUUUUCUUUCCACAGCUUAUCAUAGAUCAAAUUUAAAUUAAUUCAAGGUGAGGAAUAUCUUUUUUAAAUCAUGUUUAAUGUUCUAUUAGCAUGCCUGAGCCCCGAGCUUAAUUAGGGGUGUGUGCUUCAUGUGUUUUUGUUUUUGUUUUGAACUCCUGCUCUAAAAAGGGAGUGAGCCUCCACUCUAUUCCUCUCAUCUCUGUUCUCAUAUACCUCACCCUCUGCCUUAGUUUUGGUUUGCUGAUGACUGUAAAUUAAGACGAAACAAACUUCAGUUAUUUGUUUCCGAAAAACAGACAAUGCUAAGUAAGGAUAUUAAAGUUUUUUCCUUUUAUUUUUGUACGUAUGUGCUGUGCACAGCAGUCUACUGUAUUCCUGAGAUAACAAUAAAAGUUUUUUUUUUAACUGGUUGCUGGUAACGUGUCCUUUUCUCUCUACGAAGAAGUACUCAGACUC